Messenger RNA from Melanotaenia boesemani (Boeseman's rainbowfish), 2966 nucleotides. RefSeq names its product sodium- and chloride-dependent taurine transporter-like. The coding region runs from base 183 to 2081 and encodes 632 amino acids. Gene Ontology annotation, biological process: taurine transmembrane transport; sodium ion transmembrane transport; neurotransmitter transport. The transcript has 15 exons. Gene Ontology annotation, cellular component: plasma membrane. The record is from RefSeq and is a predicted model, not a curated record. NCBI's taxonomy places the organism in Eukaryota, Metazoa, Chordata, Actinopteri, Atheriniformes, Melanotaeniidae. Gene Ontology annotation, molecular function: taurine:sodium symporter activity.
GUACCUGAGUUGUCUGUCACAGCUGAGCUACAUCCAAUCUCCACUUUGGAUUUAAUUGUCUUUAGCCAAGGGGCGGGCCCUGCUGUCAGCUCCACUUCUUGUGACCCGUGUCUGCAUAAAGGCAUUCAGUACAGAGGAAUGGUGACAGCUGAGAGAGAAGGACACUAUACAUAGUCGCAGCCAUGAAGGAAAUCAUGGCACAAAAAGAGAAGCUCCAAUGCCUGAAGGACUUUCAUAAGGACACCCUCAAGCCCUCACCAGGGAAGAGCCCUGGCACCCGACCUGAAGAUGAAGCUGAAGGAAAGGCCCCUCAGAGGGAGAAGUGGGCUAGUAAGCUCGACUUUGUCCUGUCCGUGGCCGGCGGCUUUGUUGGAUUAGGAAAUGUGUGGCGCUUCCCUUAUCUUUGUUAUAAAAAUGGUGGAGGUGCGUUUCUCAUCCCUUACUUCAUCUUCCUGUUUGGGGGUGGCCUACCUGUGUUCUUCCUGGAGGUUGCACUGGGGCAGUACACCUCUGAAGGAGGGAUCACCUGCUGGGCCAAGCUCUGCCCCAUUUUUACUGGUAUCGGCUAUGCCUCCAUCGUGAUUGUAUCUCUUCUGAACAUUUACUACAUCGUGAUCUUGGCAUGGGGACUCUACUACCUCUUUCAGUGCUUCCAGCCUGAGCUCCCUUGGGCAAAAUGCAAGCAGCCCUGGAACACUGAGCACUGUAUAGAGGACACAGUCCGCAAGAACAAGACCCUCUGGCUGGCAGCUAAUGCUACUAACUUUACCUCCCCUGUCACAGAGUUCUGGGAACGCAACGUCCUGAGUAUCUCCACUGGGAUUGAAGACAUAGGACCUCUCAAGUGGGACUUAGCUGUGUGUCUCCUGGCAGUUUGGAUUAUCUGCUUCUUCUGCAUCUGGAAAGGAGUCAAGUCCACUGGGAAAGUGGUGUACAUAACUGCAACUUUCCCAUUUGUGAUGCUAAUUAUACUACUGGUACGUGGUGUGACCCUGCCUGGGGCUGCUGAAGGGAUCAAGUUUUAUCUUUACCCUAACCUGACUCGACUCCAGGACCCAGAGGUUUGGAUUGAUGCGGGUACUCAGAUUUUCUUCUCAUAUGCCAUUUGUCUGGGAGCCAUGACGUCACUGGGGAGCUACAACAAAUACAAGUACAACUGCUACAGGGACUGUUUGCUGCUGGGAGGCCUCAACAGCGGUACCAGUUUUGUGUCUGGCUUCGCAAUAUUUUCCGUCCUGGGCUUCAUGGCACAAGAGCAAGGGGUGGACAUUGCCGAUGUGGCAGAGUCAGGUCCUGGUUUGGCCUUUAUUGCCUACCCUAAAGCAGUGUCCAUGAUGCCACUCCCAACCCUGUGGGCAAUCCUCUUCUUCAUCAUGCUGCUGCUUCUGGGCCUUGAUAGUCAGUUUGUUGAAGUGGAAGGACAGAUCACCUCUAUUGUGGAUCUCUAUCCAUCCGUCCUCAGGAAGGGUUACCGCAGAGAAAUCUUCAUAGCAGUGAUGUGUUUCAUAAGCUAUCUCCUGGGACUUGCCAUGGUAACGAAAGGUGGCAUGUAUGUGUUUCAGCUCUUUGACUACUAUGCAGCCAGUGGUGUGUGCCUUUUGUGGGUUGCAUUCUUUGAAUGCAUUGCAGUAGCCUGGGUUUAUGGAGCUGACAAUUUCUAUGACGCAGUUGAGGAUAUGAUUGGCUACAGACCAAACCCAUGGAUGAAAUGGAGCUGGACUAUUAUCACUCCUGUCCUCUGCAUGGGCUGCUUUGUCUUUUCCCUGGUGAAGUACAAGCCCUUGACCUAUAAUAAGGUUUAUGAAUACCCUGACUGGGCCAUUGGCCUGGGCUGGUGUUUGGCCUUGGCCUCCAUGAUCUGCAUCCCCAUGGUGAUGGUCAUCAAGAUCUUGCAGUCUGAGGGUCCUCUGAUUGAGAGGAUCAAAGCAGUGGCAGCACCGGCGAAGUCAGGCGUGAGCUCUCGCCCGAAAGAGUACAAUCUGAAGUGCAGCGAGCUGACACAGCCCCUGGACCCAAAUGGGAACAAUGGCUUGAUCAAGCCCACCCACACCAUUGUGGAAACAAUGAUGCACCGCUACUAGCGGGAAGACCGAGAGGUGUAUGUGGGGCCCCUUUAGGGACUUCUCCACUGGUCGACCACUGUUGCAAACUCUCCACAUUGUCACUGCUCUGUAGUGAUUCAUGGUUGGCCGGCCCUCGGUGGCCCCCAUCUGGCUGGGGGGCCCAAGCAUUUGCCUGUACGACUGUUGUCAAGCGGAGCCUCUGAUCAGACGUUUUUCCUUUACGUGGGCCCAAGGUGGGCGUGGUUCCCUGGGUCAUGUCCACAAGGCCCAUUGGAUAAUCCAGCCUUGAUGGAUGAGUGGAUGGCAUGAGUGAGCUGCACGGUGGCAUAGUGCUAUGUUUGGAUAACAACAAGCCUCACAGAAAGAAGGUUCCUGGUUGGAACCUUGGCUAGAACCUUUCGCUAUGAAGUUCUCCCCGUGCAUGUGUGGGUUCUCUCUGGGUACUCCAGCUCCCUCCCACAGUCCAGAAACAUGCAUAUUAAUUUAAUCGGCAUUGUACAGUCUCUCUAGGUUUGAGUGGUUGUAUAUGCAAUUGACUGGUGACCUGUGUACCCUACGUCUCCCCUGCAACAGCUUGGUUACACUUCCCCUCCUAUGACCCUGCAUUGGACAAAGUGGAUAUAGACAACAGAUGGAUGGAAUCGUUAUGAUCCCUUGUUACACUUCUUAAGUAUGCAAUGAUAAAUUAAAGCAUGAUUAUUAUAAUGAAUCAAUGGCCUUGUAAAAUACAAAAUCUAAAGGAACUGUUUUCCUAAAGCAUAUGCAGGACCCACUAUAGUACCUUGCUGCUGGGGCUACUUGGAAAUUGAAAUGUACCAAAGUAUUUUUGUCUCACAUUCAUCCCCUUCAAGAUGCACAUUGCAUCAUUUCUGUAUAGAUAAAAUAAACAGAUUUUUCUCUGGA